Gasterosteus aculeatus aculeatus (three-spined stickleback) is the source of this 6500-nucleotide messenger RNA. The record is from RefSeq and is a predicted model, not a curated record. Lineage: Eukaryota; Metazoa; Chordata; Actinopteri; Perciformes; Gasterosteidae.
CUGCCGUUUAUCGCUCCCUGCGUUCGUUUUCUGUCUUCGCCCCUCGUCGCCGGGGGGACCCGGGCGAAGUUAGCCCCCUGUCUGCCCUCUUGAGAGCCGGGUUAGCCCGCCUCGCGGUCCUCCGGGUUGGUUCAGCGUUUUGACCGCUCCACCAGUCAAAGGAAACGAAUCAUAACAUUGAAAACUUCAGUCAUCAUCAUGCACGUGUCUAACUACCACAAGAUUUGUGUGAUUUGAAAAGACAAAUAGAAAAAAGACAGAGGAAUACAAGAACUCAGUCAAGAGACCGAAACGACAGUAGCACAGUGUUGAGAAAUGGCCAGCACCCAGACCAGUUUGAAAACGCCUUUCAAAGACUUGACCUCAUUCAAGGGCAACAUGAAGCGGCUGUACAGAGAGCGACUGGAAGUGGCGCCCAUCAAGAAGCGAGUGAUGGCAGAGAUCAACCUGAAGCGGCGCAGCUUGGACCCCCUCCCGAAAACCCCAAAGGUGAAGAGGGAGCAGGUCGAGGAGGUGUGCCACGACUCUGACAUGGAUGCGGAGGCCCGGGCGGAGCUGCACAUGGCGGGUUCUGCUAAAGCCCUAGACUUGAGUCCCGGGCUUAAACACACGCUGGCCCAAUUCACCCUGAGCAGCCAGAGCUCACUCGGGGGCCCGGCGGCCUUCUCAGCCCGCACUGGUCUUGAGCAUUCCCCGGGCGGCAUGCCCCCCCUGCCCUCUCCUCCUGUCCUGGGAGGGGGCCCUCUGCUGGUUCCCUGCGACAGCUCCACUGAACUCACCCACUCGCUGCUGGAAGGAGAGUCCAUCUCCUGCUUCGUUGUCGGGGGGGAGAAGCGGCUCUGCCUUCCCCAGGUGCUCAACUCCGUGCUCCGCGACUUUUCGCUGCAGCAAAUCAACACUGUGUGUGACGAGCUCUACGUCUACUGCUCGCGCUGCGACGCCGAGCAGCUGCACAUCCUCAAGGUGCUGGGCAUUCUGCCGUUCAACGCACCUUCCUGUGGCCUCAUCACGCUGACGGAUGCACAGCGGUUGUGCAACGCUCUGCUGCGUCCUGGGACGGCCUUGCCCGCGGACCCGAGCGGUAAGCUGCUGACCCAGGGCCUGCUGAAGGAGAGCGAAGCCAGUUUCCAGGUGGAGCACCAGUGUUUGGGGAAGUGCCAGGGUCUCUUCGUGCCCCAGUUCUACACCCAGCCCGAGGCUCCCUGCAUCCAGUGCGUCGAGUGCCAGUUGCUCUUUUCACCACAGAAGUUUGUCAUGCAUUCGCACAGGUCACCUGAUAAGAGGACCUGCCACUGGGGCUUUGACUCAGCCAAGUGGCCCUGCUACCUGCAGCUGGCCAGGAAGUACCAAGGCAUGCCCGAGGAGUCAAAGCUCAAGCAGCUCCUGGACGAGGUCAAAGAGAAGUUCCACUACCAGCUCAGGAGGUUGCUAGACAAAAAGGCAGUAGAGGAGGAUGAGGAGGAGGAGGAGGGCCAGGUGAGGAAACCCUCGGCUGAUCGCUGCUCCCCCAGCAGCAAGUUGACUGAUGCCGACCCCGCGAGAAAGGGUAAAACAUCGCCACCUACCAUGGUGUUCAAUCGCCUUUUCACAGACGUCAAGGAGGAGCCAGGACACCCCACCCUGGUCCAUCCCAGUUACUACCUGUACACAUACGAUAAGAUGGUGGCUCCCAACGUGUCUCUGCAAAGGGAGGCGGAGAUGAGCCCCGAGAUGUUCGGUGCGCUGCUCAAACACCACUACAGCUACAGAGCGCUGGGCCACGACGAGCCACCCAUGGAUCUACAUGCGUCGCCUCCCGCUGCUGCUGGCGCCGAGGAGGCCAAAUCCCAACGUGCUGCCUCGGCCAGCGAGCGGGAAUGCCAAACCCAGGCAGUUUCCAUGGAGACAAGCAGUCAGAGCCGCAAGAAAGCCACCCACACCCCCGCCCACACCCCUCCUCCGCCUCAUGCUCCUAUGUCGUCGGUAGCGGAAGUAGCGGCAAAGGAGAAGGGGUCUGCCCUGAGCAUCGCUGCUGUGGGGGGGCUGGAGGACGACAAGGACAAAAUAGUUGUGGAGAUCAUGCAGAUGUACAGCAGGCAGCAGGAGAAGCUCAACUCCACCCUGCACAAGCAGCUGCAGCUGGAAAUGGAGAUGGAGGCGGUACGGGGCGGCGAAGCGGCGAGGCUACGGGAGCUGAGCGCCGAGCAGCGGGAGCUGCGCAGCGAGCUGGAGGCGGUGCACAGUGAACAGGCACGGCACCUCAGCCAGGCCCGCCAGGAACAGCUGGAGCUGGAGACCCGUCUGGAGCAGCUCCGACAGCAGGCCUGCGCCUGCGAGCCGGGGGCACAACGCCAGCAAGAGGCCCACUACGCCGCACAGUUGUCGGAGCUGCGUCAGAGGCUGGAGCGGGCGGAGACGGACCGGCGGGAGCUGCAGGAGGAGCUGCGACGGGAGCGUGAGGCGCGGGAAAAGCUGGAGCACACAAUCACUCAGCUCAAGCAGCAGAUGGUCCAUUCUGCCAUAGCGGGAGGCAGCCCCUCUCCUCCUCUCACCCCCUCAACCGGACCCCCUAACUCCCACUGCCCGCCCUCCUCCUUCUCGGAGGCCCCUGCGGCUGGCCAAAAGUAACUGCCACCCCCCCUCACAGGCGCCUGCCUCAUUCCUCUCCCGAUCACCCGCCAACUCUACAGACACAAACAAAUCAGCCUAAAGCAGAGAGGAGCUUUGCAUCUCGUCAGGCUGCUUUUGAAGGUUGUGCAUUUCACCCCUACCUUGUAUUUCAGCGUAGGACUGACUUUUGAUUUUGUAAUUUAACAUCAGUUAAAAAAAAGAAGUUUUCUGUUUCUUUUAUUAUCCUUUUAUUUUUCUCGCUCCUUUAAACCGUAUUUAAAGUUUUCUGUUUUUGUUUUUGGGCAUGUACGUUUGAUAUAAUUUAUAGUUUUUACAGAACAAACAGCUGCUUUAGAUGUGAAGGUCAAGUAGAGACUAACUCACCCCAUCUCUAUUUGCCUUCCCGACCCCCACCUCCCACGACAGUUGCCCGCCUCCCCAUCCCUUCUUGCUCUAUUCUGGAGCUACAGACUUUAAGAUUAUAGACCGGAUAAGAUAAGUUCGGACGCUGACUCGUCUCGGACGUCUCUUCGUGCCACCACCUCAGACACACGUUGGCGCCGGGCAGCGCCCCCCUUUUUUCGGUCACUUACUUACAGCCCCGACACCCCAGUACCAGCGACCGCAGGAAACCGCCCGGGCAUUUCACCACAGCUUUUCUUGCUUUGCUCAUAAAACGCAGGAAGAAAGACGCAACAACACGUCAAAGAAUAUCAACUCCGGAGAAAGACCCUAACUGUAAAAAAAAAAAAAAACACACACCAGGUAGCUAACUAGUGACUCGUCUGCUCCUCACACGGGCUAGGUUCCCUCUGGACUCUCCUGUCAUAGACCAAACAGUCUGAGACACACACAUACACUCACCUUCCACCGCUCAGCUGGGAAACUCCAUAACACUGUGGUUUUCACCCACUUUAGGCCAGACAGGAAACACUGUGCUCCUUUCAAGGCCUGGCAUGAAGAAGCUCACGGGCAGUUUUAUGCACUUAAUAGGCUCUCCUCCACCCCAGAAUCCCCCGGGGAAGGACGCAACUGGACACAGGAGCCGUUGGAACCGGUUUAUCUUUUCUUCGAACGAGGGAAAUGCAGAGUGUGGUAGCUGGACUGUGUCACCGUAAUACAUGUGACCUCCUCACAUGCCCGCACACAACGGCCCCGGCGUUCCCAGCAGACGAUCAGAGCUCCACGCGGUCCCUCUUUUGUUUUCUGGGCUUCUCGUCGUUUUGUAUCGCUUGACUUCAUUGCCAGCGGACGGUUUUUCAUCCACCGUCUUUCAGAGCGUCGUCUGAGAAUGUGGGUCGCAGGUGAAGGGCAGUUAGCCCGGGUGGUUUGGGCCUCAGGUCCGGCCCCAUUGGGCAGGAAGAGAUGCCAACCCCCCCCCCAAUCACCCUGGGUGGCCCAGACGCCACGAGUACGGGGGGGAGCCUUUUUUGUUUGGUGCAGUGAGAAUGAGGGCAGCUGUUGUAGUCUGUAGGCCUCUGCCCGCCGUUGGGUGAGACUGUACACCACCCCCCCUGGCCCCCCCUCUCACCCAAAAUCUCUCUACCCUCCCUCGUCCCCUCCCAUAAAAGGACCGUCAUUCACACACACACUCACACAUACCCGGCCAUCCAUCCCCAGAUCAGCUGGGGGCAGGCGGUGUUUUGUAGAUGCCCAGGAGAGCGAGCAGACGUCCAGUCAGAGGAAGAGAAGACUUCUAUUGUCAGUUGCCAGGCAAAAGUACUUUUUAUUGCCACUAAGGAGAUCCCUGUGUGUGGAUGUGUGUGUGUGUGCGCGUGCCUAUGGGAAUAAUUGUUUAAAAAGAGAAAGGGAUCGGCCUCAGCUAAGCUUUUUUUUUUAUGCAUCUGCUAUGAAUGCAAAUCAAUAGACAUUCCACUGUGCUCCCUCCUGUUCAAUGCAGAUUUUCUUACACCGCUUCCCUUCACAAUAACAGACCGGGCAGAGUACAGUUAUGGUUUGUUGAUUGUCAUAAAAGCAGGUGCAAGCCAGCAAAAUCAAACCCACGCUGCAAAUGUACACUCUACUGUUCCAUUUAAACCUUUAAUGAAAUUCUGAAAGAAAAUAUUUAACGUAUUAACUAAAGAUUUAUAUUCACUUUGUAAAUACAGUAGUCAUUAAUAUAUUAACUGUUCUAUGAAAAAUCUUUAAAAGGUUAUAGAAAUUGGACCAGAACCAAGGCUCCAGAUGUUUUUGCUUUCUUUUUUUAAAAAGUUAUCAGGACAUGACUUGUCGAGUAGGUGUGACGGGAGUGAAACGCAUGGUUUACUGAGACAAAGGCAAGAUAGGAAUAUAAUACUUUGUUACACACACCCCUAUUUUGAAAUGAUACUUUUUUUUUGUGGAUUUCAUCUUGACUGACUGUUGAACGUGUAAUGUAAUGAGCUUUUCCCCUUUAUUAAACCCCUUCCCCCUCUGAGAUAAAUUGAAAAUGAAACAUUUGUUUAAGGAAAUGCAUUUUUGAAGAAAAAAAAAACUAAACAAAAUGUUUUUUUCUUUUUUAUGCAUGUUUUGCUGCCCCUUAGGUUUUGUGUCAACGGGCUAAUUAAACAAUUUUUUAUUGUAAAAAAAGAUGAUGUUUCCCCUCACGUAACACACAAACUAUUGAGACGGCUCAUAUGCAUGAACAUUAAACAUGUGCAAGUUUUAUAUCAUUAUUGGUUUACAGGUUGACGAGAUAUUAAUUCAGAUUGUGAAGAACGUAAAAUGUAGCCUAAUUUGAUUUGUAAAUGAGAUGUGCGUAUGAGAGCGAGAGACCGUGUGCGUUUGUGUGUGUGUGUGUGUGUGUGUGUGUGUGUGUGUGUGUGUUGGCCUCCCACGUCUUACUGACACACAGCAGCUUUGUAAAGGGAAAGAAAAUAAUUUGCUCAUGUAGCUUUGGACUUCUGGUCAUUUAUUCCUGUCCUGGUGUGUGAACAUCACUUAAAAUAUCAUCAGUAUUAGUUUUACUGUCUUCAGAGGCACCUAAAAAAAUCUUUAAACCCAUCAGAUGAGCAGACAACCAAUGUUUGCUCUGAAUUUACUUUGUGUAAUUUGCAUUUAAUACACAAGGGGGCGAUGAUGAGCCUCUUUAAUGAUAGUCCAGUUUAAUAGAAGGACUAAAAGAAAGCAGAGAAAGAUCCAUUGAUCACUGUCUGCUGGGCCUUUUUUUGCAUUUUGCAGUGUUAUGAAAACUUAGAUAUGCUUUGUACAGAAUUUUUACAGGUUUGACGUUUGCCCAAAAGACCAGAAAAACAAGGUGAACUGAGCAAAGUUUUACAACAUGGACACAUUUGAAUACAGGAUUUACAUACUCUUUGUCUCCUGGCUAAGUUGAACAAAUGAGUGAACGAAUCCAAGGUAACCUUUGUAUUGUUGCAAGAGCUUUUUAGUUGGCUCAGUCAUUUUCAGACAAUUAUUCUGUGGCAGUGUGGGAGGAACCAGGAAGUAUGGCUGCAUUGCUGAUUGAUCACAAUGCAGAGAAUGGGUGUACCACGUUUUAAUUUAUAGACAUCCUUCUAUAAAUAAAAAAUAUAUAUAUAUAUCAUGGCUUUGCUAAAAAUAACCUUUUCCCCUUGAUACUGUUCAGAAACAUGAAACACAGUGUCUGUGUUUGACCAUUGCAUACUAUGUUGCCAAUACUACAGUGUGAAGAGACUUUUGUUCUUGCAUGAAUCGAGACACUGUUCUCCUACCUCAUGUUGUGAUAUAAAAAAUAUGUUUUUUAAGCAGAAGAAGCUGCAUCUCUAACUGUUUAUCAUCAUGGAUAUUUACUAGUAAAUGACAUACCUGUAAAUGCUUUUAGCUAAUACCUCAGUUGUAUCUAGUGUUUGUUUCUUUCUGUUUGCCCUUCCCUGAUUUCAGAUCUUGUAAAUAUAUACACUGUAUAGAUAAUGAACUUGGAUCAAAUUCAAGUAAAGUUCUGUAGUGUCAAA